GUCAAAAACAAAAACUUGAGGUAAAAUUAGACUUGUGGUUUUCGAUUCGAUCUAGUACGAUAGCAUGAAAAUCGCUUUCAACUUAUAUUUCUUACAUUUCCGCAGCGUGAAAGUGUUCCUGCAAAAUUAAUAUUGUCUGGUGGAUUGUGAUUUACUCAGAGCGUACCUUGAACACUAAAAUUAAUGUAACAAUAAAUCUGGUUACAAAAAUUAUAUCUGAAAUUUCGAAAUUCAGUGCAUAUGUGAAUAUUCCCAUUAAUAGAAUAAUUUUCUUAAUCCGGUGUUUCUGUUUUUUUCGGAUUUUUUCAAAUAAGUAUGAUUUUGGAGAGGGCCUGUGUUGGGACGGGAAGUUCAGGUUCUGCCAAAUUUGAUGCCCCCUGUGGCACAACAUGUAAACAUUAAAUUGGAAUAGAAAUAGAAAGUUUCAUUCUCAAUAGUCGAUGUGAUCCUUACGGUUCGAUCGGUUUCGUGGCAUUAUGAUACACCGCGUCGUCGAUACAUCCUCGAAAAAAAAUUUGAGUAUGAAUACAAUAGCCUAAAUCAAUUCAUGUACGCUUUUGAAGUCACUAAAAUAUUAAACAUAUAGAUAUCCUAUUUCAAAACAUAAUGAACUAAUUAGUAUUUAAUUUAAGCUAAAGAUUAAAGAUAAAACCCUAGCGAGAUAUUUUAAUCCGCUUAACGUAUGAUGCAUGUCAUCCAACAAUCAAUUAACGGCAAUUUCACUGACGCCUCGACCCCGGCGGGUAUUAUCGCCGAAAAAGGGUACAGAUGCCAUGGAGAAACUAUGGAAAUAUUUUCGAUCGACGAAUAUUCUGGCAUGGGGCGAACAACAACGAACAUUGGGCAAAAUGUUGAUACUGUAACUCCGCUUCCAAAUUUUAACAAACCGACGUCAGUGGAAAUGUCUACUACCUUGUUUCAUAUUACAACUCCAGAUUUUAUUUCAAACAGUUCAGGUUUUCCAAAGAACGAAAUCACCAACCUCGUUUUAUACUCAAUCGUCUUAUUACUCGCUGUAGUGGGGAAUGCUCUUGUUAUUAUCACUCUCAGUGCAAAUCGACGUAUGCGCACCGUAGCAAGCUGUUUUUUACUCAGUUUGUCAGUGAGCGAUCUACUCCUUGCGCUCAUUUGCAUGCCGAUCAGUUUAAUUGGAAGGAUUUGGAAGAAAUUUAUCUUCGGAAGAGUGAUGUGCAAAGUAAUGCCAUUACUAAUGGGAAUGUCAGUUUGUGUUUCAACAUUCACGAUGUUGGCUAUUUCAGUUGAAAGAUACUACGCAAUAUGUCGACCACUUCGAUCAAGAGUGUGGCAGACUGUAUCGCAUGCCUAUAAGGUGAUCGUCGCUAUUUGGCUGCUCAGUUUCCUCCUGAGUCUACCUUACUUUAUUUUAAGUGACCUGCAGUAUAUUCCACUUAUUGAUUUUGGAAGAUGCUCGAUUGCGUGUAGAUUGUUAUUUCCAUCGUCUACUGCAAGACAGGCCUGGUAUGUCUUCCUUCUGGUCAUUCUUUUCUGUAUUCCUGGUAUUUUGAUGACAGGAGCUUACACUCUUAUAAGUUGUAAAAUAUGGAAAGAAUUUCAAAUCAAAACGAAGUCUAUCAAAGGUGGGGCGGAAGACGACCAUGACACGAGUGAUGGGUUGUACAUCACACCGAAGCGAUCUCACGUCUCGUUCCGUAGUAUACGACAUUCAAUGAGAAAAUUGGUGACGGUGAGCCGAAGUGAGGAAGAUACAAUUGCAGCUGAUAAAGAUGCGAAUGAUUUCGAAACGACGACUACUACGUUAUUAAAUACUGAAAACGUGAUCACUCACACGCCUAGAACAUUGAGCAAAAAGUCCCAUUCAUAUGGAAGAAAAAAACAACUGAACAGUGGAAGGAAAAACGUCGUUGAACGUUCUGAAUCUAGAUCAUUCCGUAACGCAGAAAGACUAACAGCGAAAAAACGUGUAGUCAGAAUGUUGAUCGUUAUAGUAAUUCUUUUCUUUCUUUGUUGGACACCUCUGUUCAUUGUGAAUGUUUGGAAAGCAUUUGAUCCAUACACCGCCAUGGAGAAAUUGGACGGUAUAAUAGAAAUUAUACAGCUCAUGUCCUACGUUUCUACUUGUGUUAACCCUCUUGUCUACUGCUUCAUGAAUAGCCGUUUCAGAACUGGAUUUCUUCGUGCAUUUCUGUUCUGUAUACCGGGAGUCCAAAGAAAAUCCGAUGAAAGCAUACGAGUCACCAGAUAAUUUACGAAAUGUAAUUAACCUUCAUUCUCCCUAAGACAGCUUACGUUACUUCGGCAACAGAAUAUUGCAUCACAAAUUAUGAGUAAAGACCGUAGCCAUGGCAACUGUACUCAUAUUGCUUCUAACACGCUAAAUGUUGCCAGAUUUCACAAGUUGUAAAAUGCGUGAAGUUGAGUCGAAUGACAUGAUUCUACAAAUUGGCACUAAAACUUUUGAUAUAUUACCAUAAAACACAUUUUUUUGAUGUUCCGUUUUUAUUAUUGUUUAACAAAUUUUAAGCUAAAUGAUGCUGUUAUUUAUUGUUGGCAUUUUUGUUAUUUAUAAGGAGAGUAAAUUAACUGUUUAUAUUAGCUUGGCUGCUUCCUUACACACUGUCUCGAGUACACUAGAAAUAA
This is a messenger RNA of Styela clava, 2619 nucleotides long. RefSeq names its product cholecystokinin receptor type A-like. Gene Ontology annotation, biological process: neuropeptide signaling pathway. Gene Ontology annotation, cellular component: plasma membrane. The record is from RefSeq and is a predicted model, not a curated record. NCBI's taxonomy places the organism in Eukaryota, Metazoa, Chordata, Ascidiacea, Stolidobranchia, Styelidae. Gene Ontology annotation, molecular function: neuropeptide receptor activity.